AUGCGCAAUCGUUUGCGAAAUGCUGUGAUCGGUCCGACCGCGACCAAAGCAUCAGUGCUUGAAACAUUGGAAUAUUUGGGCACUCAUUUAGCAGCACAUUCACCAUCCGAACGUGCUGCAUCCGCAUACUGUCUCACAUUACUUCUCAAUCGCGACACGAACAUCCAGGCAUCACCAGUUGCAACGAACGCAACUCCCGCUUGCAGCCUUCAGAAUAUUGCAUUUUUCACUGAACUGAAGCAUCGAAUUUGCGUUCUUAUCUCGCAGGCGUGCUCCGUUGAAACAGAUUUGGAUCGUGCAUCGGAUUAUCUCUCAUUUCUGUUCGAACAUGCCGAUUCCAAGAAUUUGCACUUGGUUGCGCAUCACAUUUCGUGUAUGGUUGAACGCCUGAAAGAUGGUACAGAAACAGAUAACAUUCGUAUAAAUGCAGUGUGCUUCUAUGAGAGAUAUGUCCGAGAUGUUGAGCAAAAUGAGGCCGAAUGGACAGAGGAACUGGCAGCAUAUUUGCCUGAAAAUGUAAAAAAAGUGACAGUUUGCAUCGAACAGCCACAGGAGAGAUAUGUCCGAGAUGUUGAGCAAAAUGAGGCCGAAUGGACGGAGGAACUGGCAGCACAUUUGCCUGAAAAUGUGAAAAAAGUGACAGUUUGCAUCGAACAGCCACACGAGGCGCAGCGUUCAUUGACGAUGAUUUCAACGGCUGUAAGCGGUAUGCUACAGUUACUGUGUAGCCAGUGGAAAGAGGCUGAUCAAAUGGCUUUACGAGUUCUGCUCGAUCUCUGGUUUCCAUCCUCUGGGAAAAGGCCUAAGGUUCUCAAUGCCGAAGGAGUUGAACUCUUACCUAUGUGGCUAAAGUUAAAAAUGUUGCGCACCGAGGACGAUCGAAUCGUUCGCCGUUCAUUGACGAUGAUUUCAACGGCUGUAAGCGGUAUGCUACAGUUACUGUGUAGCCAGUGGAAAGAGGCUGAUCAAAUGGCUUUACGAGUUCUGCUCGAUCUCUGGUUUCCAUCCUCUGGGAAAAGACCUAAGGUUCUCAAUGCCGAAGGAGUUGAACUCUUACCCAUGUGGCUGAAGUUAAAAAUGUUACGCACCGAGGACGAUCGAAUUGUUCGUGUUGCAAUGGACGAUUUGAAAAUGAAUGAUGCACUGAAAUUUGUUCAGUCAUUUGCAUUAACUUCAUACAGCUGCACGAAACUUCUGGCAAUUCUUGAUGCUGAUGAAACACCUCUGGAAGGCGAAUUUCUUCAGGAAGCCAAAAAGGCGGCAGUGUUUGUUAAGGGUUACAGAUUACGAGGCGCAAAAGGUGGCGAAAAGGUAUUUCUCCACGUCGUUAAUGAGGUGGUAAAUAACUACAAAAGGCAGAGAACAGCUUUCCAGACAACUCCUUGUUUGUUAAUGAAUUUGCCGAAAAUAAACUGGGCAGUGGCCUUGUCUAUGGUUUAG
Messenger RNA from Gongylonema pulchrum, 1440 nucleotides. Lineage: Eukaryota; Metazoa; Nematoda; Chromadorea; Rhabditida; Gongylonematidae. The record is from the annotation of a GenBank genome assembly.